UAUACAUAGCGAUUCCGUUCAACAGUUGAGAUGUACGCGAAAAUUGUGUGCCUCACCCUGGUGUUCGCUACAUGCGAAUGUAAUGGUUCUAGAAUAGUUUACAUCGCCGAUCCUCCUGGUGCAGGGAACAGUUCAGACCGUAUACAAAUAGGACCAUUUUCAAACCUCCCCAGCAGUGAUCAAAAUAAUCUACCAUCAGGACAAAUUCCUAACUCUUCCAACAGUGGCCAAACAAAUUUACCAUCAGGACAAAUUCCUAACUUUAUCAACAAUGAUCAAAACAAUGGGCAACUUGGUACAAAUUCAAACCUUCCCAACAAUCUGCAAAAUACUGGACCAGCUACAAUUAUCCAAAAUUUUCAAAAUAAUGCACCAAACACUAUCAAUUCCAACGCUGUACAAAAUAAUGUGCAGUCGGGACAAAAUACUAACUUUCCUACCGACAUACAAACUCUUCCUGCAAACCUUCCCAACAAUGUACAAAAUGCUCUGCCAAUAGGACAGGGGCAACUUUCUAACACACCCGCUAAUACCGAAAAUGGUGUGCCAUUAGGACAGCUUGGCAAUCUUCCCAGUGGUGUUCAAAAUAGUUUGCCAUUCGGCCAAAUUACAAAUCUACCAUCCAAUGAAUUAAGCAAUAUACCAUUGGGUCUACCUUCAGUAUUGCCCAGCGAUGUUCAAAAUGGUGUGUUCAAUCUCCCGAGCAAUAUCCCAGAUAUAUCCAGUGCACCCAACAACCCUCAAGGACUUGAAAGUAUAGCUGCAGCGGGAGGACAAAUAUCAAAUAUUCCCAGCAGUGUUGGAGGAGGAUUACCGUCGGUAGUGCAAUCGCCAAAUAUUCCCAGCAGUGCUGGAGAAGGGUUACCGUCAGUAGGGCAAACGCCAAAUAUUCCCAGCAGUGUUGGAGGAUUACCAUCGGGAGGGCAAACGCCGAACAUUCCCAGCAAUGUUGGAGGAUUACCAUCGGGAGGGCAAACGCCAAAUAUUCCUAGCAGUGUUGGAGGCUCACCAGUAGGAGGACAAUCGCCAAGCAAUUCCAUCAGUGCGGGAGGAUGGCAAACUGGAGGACAGUGGUCAAACACUCCUAACAAUAUGGGAGUAUGGCCAGCAGGAGGACAGUGGUCAAACACUCCUAACAAUAUGGGAGGAUGGCCAGUCGGAGGACAAUGGUCAAACACUCCUAACAAUAUGGGAGGAUGGCCAGUAGGAGGACAAUGGUCUAACAAUCCGAACAAUAUGGGGGGAUGGCAAUCAGGAGGACAAAUGUCUAACAACCCAUGGACACAGUUAAUAAAUAUUCUCAGCACUAUGAUCCAGAAUAGUAAUGCUAACUCUGGAUCGCAAAGUGGUAAUAAUGGCAACACUGGAUCACAGAAUGGCAAUAAUGGUAAUACCGACCAAACCAACAUAUUUGGAUCACAAAACGGUAAUAAUGGCAACAGUGGAUCGCAGAUUGAUAAUAAUGGCAAUACUGGAUCACAAACUGGCAAUAAUGGCAACAGUGGAUCGCAAAUUGGUAAUAACGGCAGCUUAGGAUCACAGACUGGUAACAAUGGAAAUACUGGAUCACAAAGUGGCAAUGAUGGCAACAGUGGCCAAAAUAACUUCUUUGGAUCACAAAGCGGCAGUAAUGGCAACAGUGGAUCGCAAAUAGGUAAUAAUGGCAAUUUAGGAGCACAAAGUGGCAAUAAUGGAAACAAUGGCCAAAACAACAUCUUUGGAUCACAAAGUGGCAGUAGUGGCAACAGUGGAUCGCAAAUUGGUAAUAAUGGUAACUUUGGAUCACAAACUGGUAAUAAUGGAAAUAGUGGAUCACAAAAUGGCAACAACGGCCAAAACAACUUCUUUGGAUCUCAAAGCGGUAAUAAUGGCAACGGUGGAUCGCAAAUUGGUAAUAACGGAAACUUAGGAGCACAGACUGGUAAUAAUGUAAAUACUGGAUCACAAAGUGGCAAUAAUGGCAACAUCGGCCAAAACAACUUCUCUGGAUCACAAAACAGUAAUAACGGCAACAGUGGAUCGCAGAUUGGUAACAAUGGAAAUUCAGGAACACAGACUGGUAACAACGGCAACUCUGGAUCCCAAAGUGUCAAUAAUGGCAACACUGGCCUAAACAACAAUAUUUUGGGCCAGCAGGGUAGUUUACAAAACACACCUAAUGGUAUAGGUCCGAAUAUUGACGAAAUGAAUAUUGAGAGGCCUUGCCACGUGUCUUUUAAGGAGUGCAUUAAACAAUAUUUCUCUCAGCACGCUAAAUGUGAAGAAAAGUACGGCUCGGUACCGGACCCCUUGAUCAGAGCUGUCUCCACGACGUUCCUUACGAGACUAAACUUGACUUUAAGUGCUACUGAUGUCAUAUACUCAGGAUUGAAUGGAAAUAUUGAGGAGUUUUACAUCAACAAAGCCACAGAUAAAUUGGUGAUUACCAUCCAGUUCAGAAACGUGACUUUUUACUCCAAAGACACCUUCUACAGGUUCCAUCGCCGUGCUAAGGAGCCAGUGGUUAACGUGGACUACUUAUUCAUCAACUACCGGUCGGUCUCAACCACCACAGUAAUUCCAUGCAUCAACGACCUGCAGUUGGAUAAAAGCGAAACAUACGCGUACGUUGAUGAUGCAUCCCCUAGAUUCAACAUCGGACCUAAGGCAUUCGUUAGUUCAGAUCCAGGUGUAACCGGGACAUUACCAGCCCUAUUAGCGGACAUACCCACAGGUGUCCAGGAGUUCUUCUUAACCGAAGCACCAUUCUACGCUGCGGCUUAUAUACAACAUAGUAUUUGUGAUUUUGGUCUUAAUCUCUUGUAAUAU
Pararge aegeria (speckled wood butterfly) is the source of this 2808-nucleotide messenger RNA. RefSeq lists its product as uncharacterized. The coding region runs from base 31 to 2805 and encodes 924 amino acids. The record is from RefSeq and is a predicted model, not a curated record. NCBI's taxonomy places the organism in Eukaryota, Metazoa, Arthropoda, Insecta, Lepidoptera, Nymphalidae. The transcript is spliced from 28 exons. Gene Ontology annotation, molecular function: structural molecule activity. Gene Ontology annotation, cellular component: extracellular region.